This is a messenger RNA of Linum trigynum, 3201 nucleotides long. Lineage: Eukaryota; Viridiplantae; Streptophyta; Magnoliopsida; Malpighiales; Linaceae. The record is from the annotation of a GenBank genome assembly.
GUAAAUUGUUUAAUUAAGGCAAAGCAAGCUAGUUAAUGACGAAAGGAAAUGAGAAGAAUUCAACAGAACGAAAAGUGAUUGAGACCUCGUCCUAGGAAAGGUUAAGAACAUUAACAAGUUUGCAAUGCUUCAUGUUCUUUUAUGUAUUUAGUAAAAUUUCAUAACAAGGCACUAAUUUUUCACCUCAAUGAUAAAACUGACAUAUUCUUUUAUCGAGUUGAUAGAUUUGAUACUAGAUUGAAUUUGCGUUUAUUCGUUAUGAGUUACUUUUGACGUAAGUUGUAGAAUUGCAUGACGGAAUUGGUUAUAGGAUUAGGGGGAAUAACAGGAUCCGUCUGAUAAUAUUUUGUUCUCUAAUUACGUACGUUUAAUGUCUACCACCUUUCAUCUAUGAACAGUUAGCCAAUUAACCAUGAACAUGAUAUGCUUGAGUGCUCUUUAAAUAUUGAAGAAGCUUGAAUAUCGUUACAUGACUGAUCAUCUUCAAUCAAAUAAAGAAAAAUAUCACCCAAAAUUCAUUAGUUAUCACUUAUCAUGGUCAUUGUCGAGCUCAUCAACAGUAAAGCUCCAAUUUUCACCACCUCCAUCGCAAAAAUAUCAACUACGAGUCGUUUAGACUCCCGUCCUCAUCUUCGAUAUCACCACUAAAAAAAUAUUUUUGUGUUCUCAAGUUGACGAUCGUGUGAAAAAAGAGUUGAGGAACUUGUUAACGAAAAGGGUAAAUUAUUAGUGAAAUUGUAGUAAAAGGGAUACUCAUUUUACUCAUUCAAAAAUUAGUCUAUGAUUUCUAUAUUAUUAUCUUUGAAUAAUGUGAGGAUCUUUUUUUCCAAAAUAUUAGUAGAGGUUGUUAAGGCAUUUGAUGUUUUUGAGAUUACUCCAAAAGAAAGUAGAGGGAAAAAAAUAUAAUAAACAAAACCAAGAGCAAUGAAGAAAAUGCUGUUGGUAGUGGUGGGAAAAUGGGAAUGGGGGUGAGAAACUACUAACUAGAGAGAGAAACAAACAUGCAUUGAGAGAAGGAGAGAGAAAGCAAGGAGCUAGUCGUUUCAUUUCCCUGUACCCAUUAGAGAUUGAGAAACAGAGACUGAGAAAGUGAGCUUCUUUGUUGUAAUUUUACAGAGCAAAAGAACUGAAAAGAGAAAGGAAAGCAAAGAAAAGAGAUUUCUCCGUUCUGUGGUAAAGAUGGAGAUUAAGUUGAGAAGAAGAAGCAGAGCUCAGUAAAGAAAGGUUCACCAAUUGCAACCUCCUUCGUUCUUCUUGGGUUAGUUUCUUUUUCAUGGCGAUUGUUUUGUUGGCUUGUGUGAUUCUUUAUUAGCCUGCAGACAAGUCAGUAGCCCUUGCAGGAUUUUUUUUAAAGUUUAUAUUCCAGUGUUUGAUAUCUCUAGCGUCUUUUGGGUGGAGUUUUCAAUGGUGGAUUCUUUCUUUUUUAUUAAUAGUUGUUGCUGUUUGUGAGCCAUCGCCAACCAAUUUCUCAUUAUUCCCGGCAAGCUUUUGAUAUCUGGGUUUUGCAUGCAAGGUAUUUGAUGAAAUGGGUCAGUGGAAGGUUUUAGUGGGAUGGCGAUGAAACCAAGAGUUAGCUUUUUACUAAUCGUCUUCUUUCUAAUUGAGUUUCUCGUUUUAUUGCUUAUUCAAUCUUCUUGAUUUCUUCCUCCGAAUCUCUGAUUGCUUAGUAGUGGUCUGUUAGUGUUCUAAUUUGAAUUUUGGCUUCCUGGGUACAGUGAUUCAUGCAAAAAGGAUUCUGACCUCCUAGAUAACCUCCUAGUUCUGGUGAGUCUUCUCUAAUUGCAUUUUAGGACACUUAGAUUUAUGAGUCAAUGACUUUCCCCAUUGUUGAUUGUCAAUUGUUGAUGUUGAGUGUUCAUCUUUGUCAGCUGAGUUGGAGUUUUCGAACAUGGGAGUUCAGCAACAUCAUUUCUAUGGCACCAAGCCACUGAAAUUUCAAUUUCAAGACCAGGAUUCGUGCUCGAGUCAAUCGACUGGUCAAUCAUACCCUGAAGUCGGAAACAUGGGAGAAGCAACUGAUGAAGCUUGUGGAAAGCCAGUGGGUGGUGGUCAGACUGGUAAACUAUACUCACAAGUAGGACCUCAGGAGUUCAUCUUCCCUGCUUAUCAAGUUGACUAUGGCCAAUCUGUUGCACGUAUUCCACUCGCAUAUGCUGAACCAUAUUAUGGGGGUAUCCUAGCUGCUUAUUCACCAACGGUCCAUCCCUCACAAGUAUUUGGAACGGCUGCAACUCGAGUGCCCCUUCCUCUUGAUCUGACUGAAGAUGAACCCAUCUUUGUCAAUGCCAAACAGUACAACGCGAUCCUCAGGAGGAGGCGCUACCGCGCGAAGCUCGAAGCUCAGAACCGGCUGGCCAAAAAUCGUAAGCCGUAUCUUCACGAGUCAAGGCAUCUUCAUGCAAUGAGGAGGGCUAGGGGUACCGGUGGGCGUUUCCUCAACACGAAAACACCAGAUGAAGAUUCUUCGAGGCACGAGCUCACAGGAUACGGCCAGCCUAGAUCAUCCGGUAACUACCCGGAGUCCUCUGAAGUUCAUAAGGGGGAGAAUCGUCGAGAUGGUUGUGCUUCGACCACCUCUUGCUCAGACAUCACCUCCAACAAUGACGACGAUGGGGCAUUCCACCAGCAAGAGUUCAGGUUCUCCGGAUACCUGGCAUCAUCGUCUCACGUCGGUGGGACCAUUCAAGGGCGCCGCGUCCACUAAGAGAGAGGGGGAAAGAAGAGAGGGCCUCUAUGCAGCUCAUCUCAUCACCUCUCUCCCUCACGGGGCUCAUUGCCCUCUGGGAAGUCAUCCUUGGCUCAGUUCGUUUCUGUGUAAUUCGGGUUCGUUUUGCUUGCUUGUCGAAGAAGUUAUUGAUGCUUGAUUGCCUUCUUUCUCAGAACUUAUUAAUCAGUCGUGCUUUGUAUUUUGCAUUUGUGCCUAAAAAAACUCUUGUCUGGACUAUGGAGGCUCGAGUAAUUGAUUGUGAAUGGUAACUCUGUUCUGGAGGUUCUGCUUGUGAUAUCGCUUUCCCUCCCGGAAGCCGUACUUGCCGGAAUAUGUGGCCGCCGGUCAUCCUGCCGGGCUGGUUCUUCCCACUUCUCAUUUCUCAAUCUCUUUUGCUGGAUUAUUUAUGUUGUUUUUUUUAUAGAAAUGUUGUUAAAUGUGGAUAAAAAUUUCAAAAAGAAAAUUAUCGAAUUCAAUUAAGAAUGUUACUUGAA